This is a messenger RNA of Salvia splendens (bonfire salvia), 3995 nucleotides long. RefSeq names its product protein FAR-RED ELONGATED HYPOCOTYL 3. Bases 1138 to 3549 code for a protein of 803 amino acids. NCBI's taxonomy places the organism in Eukaryota, Viridiplantae, Streptophyta, Magnoliopsida, Lamiales, Lamiaceae. The transcript is spliced from 9 exons. Gene Ontology annotation, biological process: regulation of DNA-templated transcription. The record is from RefSeq and is a predicted model, not a curated record. Gene Ontology annotation, molecular function: zinc ion binding.
ACCUCCACAACUACUUAUUCCCUCCUUUUCUCUUCUGCUCAAACAAUUCGACAAUUCAACAAUUUCUUGCUUAAUGAUUAAUAUCUCAAUCAGCGGAAAAAGCUUCCUUCAAUUCAUGCUCCAAUCCAUUAUCCAUGCCGCUUUUUAUCCAUAUUUUUUGUCUUAUUUUUUCUUCUUCUAUUGAAUUGCCUUUUUCCUGAACGUAAGGUUUUCGUCGUGCUAUAGCCUCAUACUGUGUGGCGGCAGCUUUAUAAUGUAGAGAGCUGCCAUUAUAGUGUGUUAUCAAUGGCUAACUACUUGAUGCUAAAAUCGGAGAAGCUAAGACUGAGUAAAUGUGGUUCCUUUUUGCUUUGCUGCUGCGAGCUGCCUUUUAUAAUGAAUGUGCUACCAAUGGCUAACUACUUGAUGUUAUAAUUGGAGAUGCUAAGACUGAGUAGUUGUGGUUCGUUCGUCUAGAUUAUGCGGUUUCUAUGUGGAAUUCAUGUGUUGAUUGAGUCAUUUGUGUAUAUGGUCGGUCGAGUUUUUCGUUUAUAUAUGGCACUUCCAAAAGUUGCAUAGUGUAUCCUGAUGUUCUGUAUAACUGCAUUAGUAUAAAAAAUUUGUUUUCUUACUCUGAAUUGAGUUUUAGUGACCUCCUCUGAGAAUGAGCUAAAUCACUUAUGGCAAUCUUUCCACUUUGUGAUUUCCAACAGCUCUUCUAAAAUCUUCAGCUUGGGCAUUACUGAAGAAUUUGUUGCUUGUGUAACAAUGUUCUGACACAUCACACAUGCUUUUUCAUGGUCGUUUUGCUUCUAUUUACUGGUGUGAUUUUGUUGUAUGUCUGUGUACAUAAUGAUGAAUGUUGUGGUUGUUUCUUGAUGCUGAUGGUGGACUGCAAUGAUAAAAGGGGGUAUGGGAAAUCAAGGAGUAAAAGGACAAUCUUACUAAUUAUCUGCUUUAUAAAUGGUGCUCCUUUUUCUUUUUUUCUUGUGGCAGUGAAAUGAAAAAAUAAACGCAGAACUGUGCAAAGCUCAUAUCUUUUUACUGCUUUAUAGAGCUCAAACUCAUGUUCAAUUUCCAGGUCGCUAGACAACAGCUUAUUACAGGAAAACAGACGAGGAAGAGAAGCCUCUCAAUGUAGAUGGAGUGGGUGAGAGUAUGGGAGAUGAGGACAAGUUGCAUGUUGAAGAUGUGGAUGACAUGAAUUCUCCCUUACCUGAUAUCGAUUUUAAAGAUGUGACGAUUCUUGAGCCACUUCCUGGUAUGGAAUUUGGGUCUCAUGGGGACGCCUAUGCUUUCUAUCAGGAAUAUGCAAGAUCUGUGGGAUUUAAUACUGCAAUUCAGAAUAGCCGGCGUUCAAAAACAUCAAGGGAAUUCAUCGACGCAAAGUUUGCAUGCUCUAGAUAUGGAACAAAGCGUGAGUAUGAGAAAUCUUUGAACCGCCCACGCAGUAGACAAGGAAGCAAUCAGGAUGCUGAGAAUGCUCCAGGUCGUCGAGCAUGUGCCAAGACAGAUUGUAAAGCAAGCAUGCACGUUAAGAGAAGGUCUGAUGGGAAAUGGAUAAUCCAUAGAUUUGAGAAAGAGCAUAACCAUGAACUGUUACCUGCCCAAGCUGUAAGUGAACAGACCAGAAGGAUGUAUGCUGCAAUGGCUAGACAGUUCGCUGAAUAUAAAAGUGCCGUCGGUCUUAAACAUGACUCCAGAAGCCAAUUUGAAAAGGGCAGGAGUAUGGCAAUGGAUGCAGUGGAGGCGAGUGCUAUGCUUGAGUUUUUCGUCCAUAUGCAGACUCUAAAUCCUAACUUCUUUUAUGCAGUGAAUGUUGGCAAGGAUCAACGUCUGAGGAGUCUAUUAUGGAUUGAUGCCAAAAGCAGGCAUGACUAUCCCAAUUUCAGUGAUGUUGUAUCUUUUGAUACAAGCUAUAUCAGAAACAAGUAUAAAAUGCCUCUAGCUCUGUUUGUUGGGGUCAACCAGCACUACCAGUUCAUGCUACUUGGAUGUGCUUUGGUGUCUGAUGAAAACGAUGAGACGUAUUCAUGGAUCAUGCAAACGUGGUUGAAGGCUAUGGGUAGUCAGGCUCCAAAAAUUAUGCUCACCGAGCAAGACAGAUUUUUUAAAUCUGUUAUUUCAGAUGUUUUGCCAUCCACACUUCAUUUUUUCUCCUUGUGGCAUAUAAUAGGAAAGAUUUCAGAAACACUGAAUAAUGUAAUCAAACAGAACGAAAAAUUCAUGUCAAAAUUCGAAAAAUGCAUUUAUAGGUCAUGGACAGAGGAGGAGUUUGAAAAGAGGUGGCGCAAGCUGGUGGAUAGAUUCGAACUGAAAGAGAACGAGUUGAUCCAGUCAUUGUAUGAAGAUCGCAAACUAUGGGCGCCUAACUUUAUGAAAGAUGGAUUUUUUGCUGGGAUGUCGACAGGUCAACGAUCAGAUAGUGUGAAUUCUUUCUUUGACAAGUAUGUUCAUAAGAAAACAACUGUGCAAGAGUUCAUUAAGCAAUAUGAUGCCAUUCUGCAAGAUAGGUACGAAGAGGAAGCGAAGGCCUCUUCUGAUACAUGGAAUAAACAGCCUGCUUUGAAGUCUCCUUCACCUUUUGAGAAGCAUGUAGCUAGCCUGUAUACGCAUUCUGUAUUUAGGAAAUUUCAAGUCGAGGUAUUGGGCGCAGUAGCUUGUAUACCUAAGAAAGAGGAACAAGUUGAUGUGGUGGUCACUUUCAAAGUACAAGAUUAUGAGAGGAAUCAAGAAUUUGUUGUCACAUUGAACGAUUUGAAAUCCGAAGUGUCCUGCAUAUGCCGCUUAUUUGAACUGAAAGGUUUCCUUUGUAGACAUGCAAUGAUUGUUCUUCAGAUCUGUGGCAUCUCAGCAAUACCAUCACAAUAUAUUUUGAAACGGUGGACCAAAGACGCCAAGAGCAGAUACUCAAUGGGGGAAGGGUCCGAGCAGGUGCAGUCAAGGCUGCAGCGGUAUAAUGAUCUUUGUCAAAGGGCUAUGAAAUUGAGUGAAGAAGGAUCGUUGUCACAAGAGAGUUACAAUCUGUCUCUUCGUGCACUUGAUGAAGCUUUUGAGACCUGUUUGAAUGCCAACUACUCCAAUAAGAAUCUUCUAGAAGCUGGACACUCUGCUUCCCCAGGUAUUUUGUGCAUUGAAGACGACAUUCAAAAUGGAAGUUUGAGCAAGACAAAUAAGAAGAAGAAUGCAACUAAGAAAAGAAAGGUUAACAUGGGACCAGAUGUUAUUACAGUUGGCACAACAGAGAGCCUACAACAAAUUGAAAAAUUGAGUUCUCGACCUGUAAAUCUGGAUGGAUUUUUUAGCCAUCAUCAAGGUGCUCCGGGAAUGCUGAACUUAAUGGGCUCCACACGCGAUAGUUACUUCGGGAACCAACCUGCCAUUCAGGGACUAGGCCAGCUGAACUCUAUUGCACCUACUCAUGAUGGUUACUAUGGUACUCAGCCUGCCAUGCCUGGAAUGGGGCAUAUGGAGUUCUUCCGCAAUUCAAAUUUUGGCUAUGGAAUUCGGCAGGAUGAUCCCAACGUGAGAACUUCCCAGUUGCACGACGACGCACCAAGACACGCGUGAGAAAAUCUGCCUCUCAUUCAAUGAAGCAUGGCAGGCUAAUUUGUCGAGCACGUUGGUAUCCGUACAGACUGACUGAUGCAUAACAAGAGGCUGAGUGAAGAGUGUGUGCCAAAUGGGAGAGCAUCUCUUGAUUUUAACUGUACAGUAAAUGAACAUAGAUUGAGCAGCAGAAUUUAACUUUGUUGUCCCUCCGGCACGGUGCUGUAGCAGCAUCAGCAGCGUCGUCGUAUCUGGCCGAGGCAGCGUCGCUGUGUUGUAACGAUAGUAGCAAGUUGUAUCUGUAGUUAAGUUACGGUAAAUCUAGAAUUCCUGUGAAGAAAGAGAGCAUUGUUGAGUUGAUGUUUGUAGUGUUACCACAUUAAAUAUCUAUCUAUAAUUCUAUAUCUUUACCUAUGUAAAAUUCUGGUUUUUAUUAUAAAUAUUAAUCAUGAUGUGUUAUGUACUAA